AUGCCUUGGAAUGAAUUCGAUGACAAUAUCCUUUGGCGGCCGUGUUUGUGGAAGCAAACUAGUCGAACUCACAAUUCUAGUGAAGCUGCAUUAUUCCCAACUUGGUCAUGGAGUUCAGUCGCCGGACCUGUUAAAUUUGAAAUAUAUAUCUACAAUGUGCCGGUGACAACUUGGGCUCAUUUCUCACCGGAAGAGGACAAUUUUGACGUGUUGAUUCCACCUAAAAUGAAACGCUACGGAUUGCAUCAAUUAGCUCAUACAGAAAGAUUCUUUGAUCUUGAGCACUGGAUCGAUCUUCGUGAUUGUAAGUGCAAAGGCUUGAAUCAGGAAUGCUGCGAAGACUGCUGCCUUGAUAGUCACACUCGUGUACAAAUGAACAUGCAGAGAAGAACAUCGACUUUUCUCAAAAAAUUCUCCGAUGAAGAUACCAAUGCAGCUCUUAUACCUGGACGUUUGUUGCUAUUAACCCAAACUGCUAGGUUACGUCUAGAAUAUUAUGGCACACUUUCUGGCGAGCCUGAAUCACCAACUGAGUUUUCUCUAUGGAAUGAAGAUGAAAAAUGGACUGGGAUAAUUCAGCUAUUGGAAUAUGAUGCGGAACUGGUCAUGCAGAUGUGUAAAGGUGGCAACAAGGCUUUCUUUGACUUUGCUGCUAUUUCCAUUUCCUAUAUAUGGGAUGGUUCGAGCCCGCUUUACAGAUUUCUUGACAAUACACAAGUGAGUAAGUAUUUGUAUCAAGCGCCUUUUACCCGAGAAGAUGAAGUAAAGUUGUUUUCCGAGUCGAAGGAGAAAUUCUUCCAAGAGAUGAGAUACAAAGGCUAUUAUAAACCACUUUGCGAUCGAUUAGUUGACGAACUACCGGUUUUGAAUGUGAUGCUACUACGUUGGCGUGGAAAGGUAGCUCAGAGAGUUGGUCUUGGGCAAGUUUGGGUAAAAAGAUGGACUCAAUCAAACCCGAAAAUUAGUCCUAUAGUUUUAGGAUAA
Molecule: messenger RNA, 984 nt
Organism: Botrytis sinoallii
Lineage: Eukaryota; Fungi; Ascomycota; Leotiomycetes; Helotiales; Sclerotiniaceae
Exons: 1
Coding region: 1-984 (327 amino acids)
Source: RefSeq, a predicted model, not a curated record